AGGUGAAACAUUGUGCCUCUCCAGCAUAUAAAUGGAGCCUUCUACCCUCUAGUGCAGCAGCGAGACACUUUAGUAAGUUUCUCCCCGACGAACGUGCAACACUUCUCAAGGUCACAACUCGCCUGCAGCACAGAUCCUCACCAAAGCAGCAUCACGCUCAUUUGUCACUUACCAUCCAGUUCAACAUGGCAACUCGAUGGGGACUUUGCGGAGCGGGGAAGAUAAGCCAUGACUUCAGCGUGGCCAUGAAGACUCUGCCGGCUGAAGAUCAUCAGAUAGCAGCCAUUGCAUCAAGGAGCAGGGAGCGUGCUAAAGAGUUCGCCAAGAAUCAUAGUAUUCCUAAAGUUUAUGGAAGUUAUGAGGAGCUGGCCCGAGACCCAAAUAUCGAUGUUGUCUACCUUGGAGUGCUGCACACGGAGCACUGGCGCGUUGGCCUGCUGUUCCUCAAGGCUGGGAAGAAUGUCUUGUGUGAAAAACCCUUUGCAAUGAACUCUAGGCAGGUCAAAGACCUGGUCGAGGCUGCCAAGAAAAACAACGUGUUCCUCAUGGAGGCGAUCUGGUCCCGCUGUUUUCCAGUAUACUUGGCAGGAGUUGAUGAGUCUGCGGUUGUGGUGAUGAAAUUCUCCCGGAACAGGAUGGCCCUUUGUGCCUUUUCAAUAGCUGCUCGCUUUCAAAAUGAUGCUGUUAUCAGUGGCACCAAGGGCUCUAUUAAGGUGCUUGGGCCCAUGCACUGCCCUACAACGCUGGUGGUGAAUGACAAGAAGACAGAGUACCCGCUGCCUGAACCUUGCCUUCCUCUGAACUUCACCAACAGCACUGGGCUUCGCUAUGAGGCAGAGGAAGUGAGGCAGUGCCUGUUAAAAGGACUUAAGGAGAGCCCACGGAUGCCUCUGGCUGACUCCAUCCUACUGACAGAGAUCAUGGAUGAAAUCAGGAAACAGGUGGGAGUUGUCUUCAACCAGGACAAACAGUGACAUCAGUCCAGAGAAGCGAAGUUUACCUCCCCCUCCAGUAAACCUGCUCAGCUGGGACAGAGGAAGUUGCUGGAGGCAGGGUUUGGGCUCUUAGAAUAAGCAGAUCUCACGUAAGCCCAAACACAGUAAUUGUGGUGGGGAUUUACCACCAAAGCCACUAUCAAUAGAGCAUAAAAUCAUGCAAACUGUUUGUUGAUCAUUUGGUUGCAUCCGGAUUGUCAUAAAUAUUGUUGUGUAAUGAGCAUAGUGGAACAGUGGUUGAUUUAGUAAAACACAGAUAAAAGCACAUGUUUAAUCAGAGGAAUUCCUUUGUUAACCGAUAGAUCAACUGUAUUGUGCUCCAGCAUUCUUUAAUACAUUUUUAUUCUUAUCCUUAACAUAUAAACAGAGCUUUUACUGUAAGGUGUGUGAUUUAUGAAUCCAAUAAAGAACUGAUUACCAAG
Messenger RNA from Fundulus heteroclitus (mummichog), 1417 nucleotides. It is a transcript of the gene dhdh.1, whose product is annotated as dihydrodiol dehydrogenase, tandem duplicate 1. Gene Ontology annotation, molecular function: nucleotide binding. NCBI's taxonomy places the organism in Eukaryota, Metazoa, Chordata, Actinopteri, Cyprinodontiformes, Fundulidae. The record is from RefSeq and is a predicted model, not a curated record. Bases 186 to 974 code for a protein of 262 amino acids. The transcript has 7 exons.